This is a messenger RNA of Erigeron canadensis, 1161 nucleotides long. RefSeq names its product probable serine/threonine-protein kinase WNK11. Gene Ontology annotation, molecular function: protein serine/threonine kinase activity; ATP binding. Gene Ontology annotation, cellular component: cytoplasm. The coding region runs from base 112 to 999 and encodes 295 amino acids. Gene Ontology annotation, biological process: intracellular signal transduction; protein phosphorylation. The record is from RefSeq and is a predicted model, not a curated record. The transcript has 3 exons. NCBI's taxonomy places the organism in Eukaryota, Viridiplantae, Streptophyta, Magnoliopsida, Asterales, Asteraceae.
CACACACAACUUGCUGUAAUGCAUAUUUCUCUCUGACAUAAUUGAAGGAUCCUAAAACAACUUCUUGUUUGAUUCUGCAUUAUUCAAGAUUCUUAACAUACAAUCUGUACAAUGCCAUCUGCGAAUCCUGACGAUGAUCAAGACAGAGAACCGUUUGUUGAGGUUGAUCCAUCAGGAAGAUUUGGCCGAUACAGUGAAUUGUUAGGCACAGGUGCAGUCAAGAAGGUCUAUAGGGGAUUUGACCAAGAAGAAGGCAGGGAUGUGGCUUGGAACCAAGUAAAGCUAAGGAACUUCAGUGAAGACCCGUCCGUCCUUAAGAGACUAUUCUCAGAAAUAGAACUGUUACAAACACUCGAGAAUGAAAACAUCAUUGUUUUGUACAGUUUCUGGAGAGAUAUCGAACACAGCACCUUAAAUUUUAUCACUGAGGCAUGUGCCUCGGGUAAUCUAAGGGAUUACAGGAAGAAGCAUAGAAGGGUCUCGCUCAAGGCUAUGAAGAAUUGGUCACGACAGAUCUUGAGGGGGUUAGAGUAUCUCCACAAUCAUGAGCCAUGUAUCAUUCACAGAGAUCUUAACUGCAGUAACAUCUUCAUCAACGGAAACAUUGGAAAGGUUAAGAUCGGUGACUUGGGUCUAGCAGCAGUGGUAGGUAAGAACCACGCGGCUCAUACAUUACUAGGAACACCCGAGUACAUGGCUCCAGAGCUUUAUGAGGAGGACUACAAUGAGUUGGUGGAUAUUUACUCAUUUGGAAUGUGUUUGCUUGAAAUGGCUACGAUGGAGAUACCUUACAGCGAGUGUGAUAGUAUUGCUAAAAUAUACAGGAAGGUUACUGGAGGUGUGAUGCCUAAAGCGUUCGACAAAGUAAAAGAUCCUGAGCUAAAAGCAUUUAUUGAAAGAUGCAUUGGUCAGCCACGAGUAAGGCCUUCUGCAUCUGAUCUUCUUAAGGACCCAUUUCUUAUUGAGGCCAGCAGUGAAGAGAGUGAUGGCAGUCCAUAAAUUGUUGUCUAACAGAUCUUGUGUAUAUGUUAAUAUAGUAUUCUUUGAUUUUUGCAUUAUGGGUCUAAGUUAUUAUUAGUUGCUGUUAACGUAAACAAAAGGGUUUCAGGUAGUUUGUAAGUUUGUUUAUGAAUGAAUGACUUAUUUAAGGAUUAGAGCCCA